Messenger RNA from Necator americanus (New World hookworm), 2637 nucleotides. RefSeq lists its product as uncharacterized. The record is from RefSeq and is a predicted model, not a curated record. The transcript is spliced from 3 exons. The coding region runs from base 1 to 2637 and encodes 878 amino acids. Lineage: Eukaryota; Metazoa; Nematoda; Chromadorea; Rhabditida; Ancylostomatidae. Gene Ontology annotation, molecular function: catalytic activity.
AUGGCAAUCUGUACUUAUAACGCACGUACGCUUGCAUCGGAAGCGGCCAUCGAAGAUCUGAUGAUGCAAGCCAAGAAGAUCAAGUACGAUGUCAUCGGACUGACCGAGACGAGACGACGUCACCCUCUCAACGCCGUAUAUGAAACUGGAGAAGAACUGUUCUUGGGAAAAUGCGACAGUAGAGGUGUUGGUGGAGUUGGCGUCCUCGUCAACACGAGUAUGGCAAAGAACAUCGACUCUUUUGAACAACUUACGACCCGAAUCGGACGUCUGCGGAUGAGAAGAUGUGGCCCAAUACCAGCUUUGACUAUCUUCGUCGUUUACGCUCCAACAUCAAGCUACGAAGAAGUCGAAGCUUUCUAUAUGGACCUGGAGAAGUUCUACCAAGAAGAUCAUGCCUUCUACAAGGUCAUAGUUGGCGAUUUCAACGCUAAGAAGCCCUCUUCUUUACGCUGGACGUGGGAGUCACCCGGUGGAGGGUACCGUAAUGAAAUAGACCACAUCAUCGUCAAUAAAAGGUUCUGCCUGACGGACGUCGGUGUUGUACCAAAGUUUUAUACGGGAUCGGACCAUCGCCUCCUCCGAGGAAGAUUUUCCUUCACAAGGAGAGCAGAGAAAGCCGCCAAGUUCAGAGAGAGAAAUCCCAGGACUACCAUCAACUGGGAUCUCUUCGCUACGCUAGCCGGCUUUUGGGAAGAUUCCGCAAUGGACAACAUCGACGAGGAAUAUGACCGGCUUGUCGAACACCUUCACGACUGCGCGAAGAAGGCUGAGAGUUUUAAAACCACCAAGAGGCGCCUGUCUCUUGAAACUCUUGAGCUGAUACGCCAGCGUGGAGCAGCACGAGCCGCAGGGAACCAAGAACUCACGUCCGAGCUCGCAAGGCUUUGCCGAGAGGCGAUAAAGGAAGACCUUAAAGAGAGAAGAGCAGAAUUGCUGGCUGAAGCUGCAGAGGCGGGGAAAAGCAUCCGCUAUGCCCGUCGAGACUUCGCCAGUCGCAAGACGAGGAUGACUGCUCUCCGGAACCCAAAGGGAACAGCCAUUGCAUCGAGAAGGGGGAGGGAGAAAAUCAUCUACGACUUCUACUCUGAUCUCUUCGACAGCCAUGUCCACUUGCCUCCUCACCAUCUGAGGGAAGAUGGACAAGUCAUUCCAGAGGUUCUCCCGUCCGAAAUACGACAUGCUAUCAUGUCGGUAAGAAAUCGUACGGCACCCGGUCCCGACAGAAUAAGACCAGAACACCUGAAGAGCCUUCCGCCAGUACUCAUCAACACCCUGGCGAGGCUCUUUACACGUUAUCUGUCGGAAUGCAAGGUUCCUAAACAGUGGAAGACCAGCAACACCGUGUUGUUGUAUAAAAAGGGAGAUCCACAUGACAUCGGCAACUAUCGCCCAAUCUGCCUACUGUCCGUCAUCUACGAGCUCUUUACAAGAGUAAUCCUUAAUAGGAUUGAAAAAAUCUUGGAUGAAGGACAGCCAUGCGAGCAAGCAGGAGUACAAGAUGCCGCUCUGUCUCACCUUCAUCGACUUGAAAAAGCCUUCGACUCAGUUGAGACGGAAGCGGUCGUGGAAGCAUUGGACAACCAAGGGUUCCCUACUCAGUACAUAAAGGUACUUCGAGAGUUGAACAGCAACUUCACGACCGAAAUUUCGCCAUUCUACAAGAAUAUCAUCAUUGACGUGAAGAGGGGGGUCCGACAGGGUGAUACAAUUUCACCCAAAAUAUUCACAGCCACCCUCGAGAACGCAAUGCGAAAGUUGGAAUGGGACGACAUGGGAGUGAAGGUGAAUGGUCGGCAGCUACACCAUUUGCGUUUUGCUGAUGACAUCGUACUGGUAACACCUAGCAUCAGCCAAGCGGAACGAAUGCUGACCGAAUUCGACGAAACAUGUGGAUGCAUCGGUCUUCAGCUGAAUCUACAAAAGACGAUGUUCAUGCGGAACGGAUGGGUCUCGGAUGCCCCAUUCACGCUCAACGGAACGAACAUAUCCGAAUGCACCAGCUACGUUUAUCUGGGUCGGGAACUGAACAUGAUGAACGACCCGACCCCCGAGCUGGGCAGGAGGAGACGAGCGGCUUGGGGAGCGUACAAGAGCAUCGAGGAUGUAGUGAAGAAGACCAGGAACACCCGGCUCCGUGCUCACCUCUUCAACACCACCGUACUUCCUGCUUUGACCUAUGCUUCGGAAACCUGGGCAUUUCGCAAGCAGGAAGAAAACGCGGUGAGCGUCAUUGAACGCGCAAUUGAGAGAGUGAUGCUAGGAGUAUCCCGUUUCACGCAAGUGAGGGACGGGAUUCGAAGUUCUCUCCUACGUCAGCGAUCGAAGAUUAGAGACGCCGCCGCGUUUGCCAGGGAAAGUAAAAUAAGGUGGGCCGGACACGUGAUGCGCUUUGAUGACAACCGUUGGACCAGAGCCGUGAGCGACUGGGUUCCCCGCGAUAUUAAGCGCACUACAGGAAGACCGCCGACCCGAUGGUCAGAUUUCUUCACGAAGUCCUUGAAAGAAAAAUAUGAUGCUCUUCGUGUCCCACGCGAAAGGAGGAACCACUGGGCUACUCUGGCACGCGAUCGGGACAAAUGGAAGAAUUACUGGCGCCCGCUCGACCAGUUCGAAGAUCAACGGGAGUCAAGGUGA